GGACCACACACACACAGAGAGAGAGCGAGAGAGAAAGAGAACAAGACCCUUUUUUUUUUUUUCUCUUUUCCUUUUUUUCUUUCUCACACAGCACAUACACACUUUUUCUCUUUUUCCACCCAACAAACACCAACAACAGCAGCUUACCAGCUUACAACGUAAUACGCAAGCAGCAACAGCAAUACCAAUAGAAAGAUGGGUGCAAGGUCAUCCAAACAAUCACAGCGUGACCCCAGCGUGGAGAGCAACAGCCCGUCAUCCAACCAAUCAGUAUCCUCACCUACAAUAGUGAUCGACGGACGGAUAUACCAUAACAUUGAAUCGAGUUCAUACUGUUUACCACGCGAUGAAGAAGAGCAAGAUCGACUAAACUCAGUACGUUUUAUCACUCACUCACUCACUCGCACCAUCCAUCAGUAAUACAUCAUCUACACUAUGAAAGAAAGUGACGAACCCCAACAUUAAUCAUUCGAUAUCACCAUGGCAACUACCUUUGUUGUUAUGUAUUUUACCUUCACUAUAGGAACACUUUGCCAUCAAGGCACUCUUUUCAAGGUGUGUCUCCAUUCGCAGAUCCUUGCAUCCAAUCAAUGUGCUGAGAUGAAGAGAGAAAAAAAAAAUAAAAAGACUGACCCUAUAUUAUGUAGUAAUAUUUUACCAUACGUGCAAGAAAAUCUCCCAGACGAUGCCAACAUUCUCGACAUUGGCUGUGGAUCUGGCUCUUGGGUCAUGGAAAUGGCCAUCGAACAUCCCA
Messenger RNA from Zychaea mexicana, 754 nucleotides. RefSeq lists its product as uncharacterized. NCBI's taxonomy places the organism in Eukaryota, Fungi, Mucoromycota, Mucoromycetes, Mucorales, Lichtheimiaceae. The transcript has 2 exons. The record is from RefSeq and is a predicted model, not a curated record. Bases 196 to 420 code for a protein of 74 amino acids.